This is a messenger RNA of Oppiella nova, 1456 nucleotides long. NCBI's taxonomy places the organism in Eukaryota, Metazoa, Arthropoda, Arachnida, Sarcoptiformes, Oppiidae. The record is from the annotation of a GenBank genome assembly.
ACUGAUGGACUGAUUGAAGUGAAAUGCAUUGAUAUCUCUCUCAAGACAUACAAUGAGUGAUUCAAACGAAUCGUCAAAACCUCCGCAAGACUUCAAUAUUGGCCACCAUUUAGUCGAAAGUCAUUUCUCAGACAAACCACUCAAUGAUGGCUUAAAGCAAUUACUCGAUGAAAAUGAGUGCAGAAGUGGUAAUACGACCACAAAUGGACGCAAAUAUCUAUUACAGUGUCGUGUCUGUAGAUGUGAUAAAAGCAUAUUCUUCUGCAGCGAUUGUGUCCGAAACGGAGACUUCACAGACUCUAAGAUACGAAUUCCCGAAAGAUUUGCUGAAAAAAAGCUCAAAUACUUCCGAUUGAAAUGUGAACAACAGUUGAUCAGUGAUCGCAUGGAUCACCACAUGAAUGAGUUGGUCAUCAAAGACGAAUUGGAGUAUAAGAUCCGACUCUUGGAGGCCAAUGUCGACCACUUGAGGAGCAAUCUGUCCAAAGCCAGACAGAAGUUGUCUUCGAGUGAGAGUCAUCUGCGGAAGACUCGAUGCAAUCAAGAGGAGUGCAAAGAGCGUCACCACAAACUUGAGGCCAAAGUGAUGGACGCCAAGCAGUUCCUCAGUCGUCGCCAAAACGGUAUCACAAGACUCGUGGAGUCCAAAGACAGUUACGACUCUUACAUCAAGGAAUUGGUUCAGCAAAGGGUCAAACAGUUGACGACAUAUAUCUUUCCCAUCGAAACCAAAGACAUGAUCCCCGACACCAGUGAUCGCCACUCAAUACUCAACUCAGAGACUACUCCUCUGCUCGAAACCAUCUCUCCAUUGAACACUCCAAUCAACUAUAGUAUAGUCGAGCCAUGGAUUUGUGGAAAUGGAGAUUAUUCUGCAUACGCUUUGUUCGCGACUAAUGAAAGGGAUUAUCUGAAUAGAGACUCCAGUUUCAGAAAUGCAAAGUAUAGGACGUGUGCAGCGCUGGCAUACAUCACACAACUCGUCAAUAUAAUUGCCUUCUAUUUGGAUAUAAGACUUCCUAAGCGACUGCUUUACAGUGAAUUCUUUAUAAGCGAUUUGAAUGAAACUCAGUUCACACACAAAGUGGCGAAACUGAACGCAAAUAUUGUCUAUUUAUGUCUCUCACAAAACAUCGACUCAGAGCUCUUGAAUCCGCGACAAACCGUCCAAAAUCUUCUCCAUUUGUUGAACUCAUCGCAUGGCUUAGGCAUCAGGAAUGGUCCCAUUGUAAUGACGCCUGACUUUUACGAUACGAUUGAAAGUUGUCUUUUGGAGGACUUGUAUUUAAUCGAUGAAUCAGAACUUGACGACAACGCUAACGAUCAAAAUGACGAGAACCUAAUCAUUGAAUACGAUUGGGUCGAAAACAAUUUGCCUGAUCUUCAGCUCAAUAUUGACGCACAGUAUAGCAAGUGGUGUGAUAUCGACCUUCUCAUCGAUGUGGAGAUGGGCUAA